AGGAGUUCGGCCCGUUUCCGGCGGACACGAUGCGGGAGUGGUUUCAGCAGGGCUUCUUCCCCAUCGGCGAGGAGCUCCAAGUGAGGCUAGCCACGUGGCCACAGCACGUUGCCCUUCGCGUGAUCUACCCAGAGGUGAGCAGGGCGUUCAUCGGGCCGCCGCGUCUCCAGCAGCCCCCCGGCCCCCACCACCGCGGCGGUGCCGGCGGCCCGCCCCUGGAUAGCUACGGCGGCGGCUUCGACGCCCCCCGGCCACCGUACGGUUGGAUGGGGAUGCCCCCCGCCGGCCCGGGCUACCCUGGUCUGCCCGUGCCCGACCCCGCCUACAGCUACCCUGGCGCGAUGCCUCCUGGCCCCGGGCACGGUGGCAUGCCUCAGCCACGGCGCG
Molecule: messenger RNA, 387 nt
Organism: Prorocentrum cordatum
Lineage: Eukaryota; Dinophyceae; Prorocentrales; Prorocentraceae
Source: the annotation of a GenBank genome assembly